Messenger RNA from Thamnophis sirtalis, 605 nucleotides. The record is from RefSeq and is a predicted model, not a curated record. NCBI's taxonomy places the organism in Eukaryota, Metazoa, Chordata, Lepidosauria, Squamata, Natricidae.
ACAUUUGAUUUAGCUUUAGCUAGAAUUGCUAGAGCAUGGGCAAAUAAAUGUGUUUGGAAACAUAAUCCUAAUCAAAGGUACCAUCCUGAUCGUAUGUUUAAGCCAACUGGAGAAAAUAUGUGGUUGGGAAGUGCAAGCAGAAAUCCAAUUAAUGUCGAGGGUCCAAUUCGAGCAUUUCAUAGUGAAGUAAAUUACUAUACCUUUUCUACCCAUCAUUGCAGCCGUGUAUGUGGACAUUAUACGCAGAUGGUUUGGGCAGAAACUUACAAAGUUGGCUGUGCUGUUCACUUUUGUCCUAUAGUACAAGGCUUUGGUGGAUCUAAUGCGGCACACUUCAUUUGUGACUAUGGACCUGGUGGGAAUUAUCCAAGAUGGCCAUAUAAAUCAGGAGUAACAUGCAGUGAAUGUUACAAAGAGCCUUGCAUAGACAGACUUUGUGGUGAACUAUGGGUGAAGAAGCCAGAUAGUGAUUCCUACUACAUCAUUGUUCUAGUCCUGAGAACAUCUUCAUUUUUAAUAACUUUUGUAACUGUCUUUUUUCUGAAGCAACAUUAUCCCAGAAUGGAUAUGUAUAAAUAAAUUGGAACAAAAAUAAGCACUUUUGU